Molecule: messenger RNA, 6762 nt
Organism: Lethenteron reissneri (Far Eastern brook lamprey)
Lineage: Eukaryota; Metazoa; Chordata; Hyperoartia; Petromyzontiformes; Petromyzontidae
Product: calcium-activated potassium channel subunit alpha-1-like
Biological process (GO): potassium ion transmembrane transport
Cellular component (GO): postsynaptic membrane
Molecular function (GO): large conductance calcium-activated potassium channel activity
Source: RefSeq, a predicted model, not a curated record
GCGCACACCCACGAGUACACACACACGCGCACACACACGUGCGCGCACAGACACACACACGCGCACACACACACACACGUGCGCGCACAGACACACACACGUGUUGGGGGGCUGGUGGGGGUGACGGGAGGGGCGCGUGCGUGCCGAGCGGGAGAGAGCGCGGAGUGAGACCCAGUGCCCGGCGAGUGGGGGCAGUCAUCAUCGCGCCGCGCGCUAUGUCGACGGCUGACGCUCCUCAGCGCGCAGCGCAGCAGUGAUCGGCAGUGGCGAAGAUGACGGCGAUGAUGAUGAUGGAGUUCAUCAUCAUGACGACGGUGGCGGCGUCGGCGACAGCCGUCCUGAGGCUGGGGCUGCUCGCGCCUGCCGCGGCCGCCGCAGAUGUGGGCUUGGGCAUCGGCGCCGAGCGCGGGGUCGGGAGGAGAGCCGCCUCGACAUCGCAGGACGCGAAGAAGGGGGGCCCCGGCGGCGGCGGGGGGGUUCGCGGGGAGUUGUUCAACUGGAGCCUGGCCGAGCCCGUGCACCUGUCGCAGCAGUCGGAGGCUCAGGCGGCGGUGUGCGACCCCGAGCAGCGCAUGUGGUGGGCUUUCCUCGCCUCGUCGCUCGUCACCUUCCUCGGUGGCCUGCUCGCCAUCGUGGCGUGGCGAGGCGUGCACUGCGUGUGGACGUGGUGCUGCAGGGCGUGCGCCCGCAGUCACAAGAAGGUGUCGACGGAGGGACGGCUCCAGGGAGGCUCCUACCAGGACCCGCGCUUCGAGGGAGGUGUGGAGCGUGUGGCCGAGAUGGACAUGAACGAGGUUGGGUGGAUGACAUCCGUCAAGGACUGGGCCGGGGUCAUGAUCUCCGCACAGACGCAGACGGGACGCGUGCUGGUGUUCUUCGUGUUCCUGCUCAGCAUCGGCACCCUCGUGAUCUACUUCAUCGACUCCUCCGACCCCAUCGAGCUGUGCCAGUAUUUCAACACGAACAUCGCGCUGCAGAUCGACAUGGGCCUCAACGUGUUCUUCCUCCUCUACUUCGGGCUGCGGUUCAUCGCAGCAAACGACAAGCUGUGGUUCUGGCUGGAGGUAAACUCCAUUGUGGACUUCUUCACGGUGCCCCCAGUGUUCGUGUCUGUCUACCUCAACCGCGGCUGGCUGGGCUUCAGGUUCCUCCGGGCGCUGCGCCUCAUUCAGUUCUCCGAGAUUCUGCAGUUCCUCAACGUUCUCAAGACCAGUAAUUCCAUCAAGCUGGUAAACCUGCUCUCAAUCUUCAUCAGCACCUGGCUCACUGCGUCGGGAUUUAUCCACCUGGUGGAGAACUCGGGCGACCCCUGGAGGGACUUCCAGAACCAACAGAACCUGACGUACUGGGAGUGCGUCUACCUACUCAUGGUCACCAUGUCCACGGUGGGCUACGGCGACAUCUACGCCAAGACCACGCUCGGACGCCUCUUCAUGAUCUUCUUCAUCCUGGGAGGCCUGGCAAUGUUCGCUCGCUACGUGCCAGAGAUCGCCGCUCUCAUCCUCAACCGGAGGAAAUACGGUGGCGAGUACCUCCCGACCCGCGGGCGCAAGCACGUGGUGGUGUGUGGACACAUUACGUUGGAGAGCGUCUCCAACUUCCUGAAGGAUUUCCUGCACAAGGACCGCGAUGACGUCAACGUGGAGAUCCUCUUUCUGCACAGCAUAUCCCCGAACCUGGAGCUGGAGGCGCUGUUCCGCAGACACUUCACCCAGGUGGAGUUCUACCAGGGCUCGGUGCUCAACCCACUGGACCUGGCGCGCGUCAAGAUUGAGGCAGCGGAUGCCUGCAUGAUCAUUGCGAAUAAGUACUGCCCAGACCCUGAUGCUGAGGAUGCUUCGAACAUCAUGAGGGUAAUUUCCAUCAAAAACUACCACCCCAGAAUAAGGGUCAUCACUCAGAUGCUCCAGUAUCACAACAAGGCGCACCUGCUGAACAUUCCGAGCUGGAGCUGGCGCGAGGGCGACGCGGCCAUCUGCCUCUCGGAGCUGAAGCUGGGCUUCAUCGCGCAGAGCUGCCUCGCGCAGGGCAUCUCCACCAUGUUGGCGAACCUCUUCUCCAUGCGCUCCUACAUCAAGAUCGAAGAGGACACCUGGCAGAAGUUCUACCUGGAGGGCGUCUCCAACGAGAUGUACACCGAGUACCUGUCCAGUGCCUUCGUGGGUCUGUCCUUCCCUGCCGUCUCUGAGCUGUGCUUUGUGAAGUUGCGGUUGUUGCUCAUUGCUAUUGAAUACCGCUCGGAGUACAGCUACGGCAGCAGCAUCCUUCUCAACCCUGGCAGCCACGUGAAGAUACAGGAUGGAACGCUGGCAUUUUUCAUCGCAAAUGACUCCAAGGAGGUCAAGAGGGCGUUUUACUAUUGCAAAGCGUGCCACGAGGACGUGACCGACCCAAAGAAGAUUAAGAAGUGCUCCUGUCGACAAUUUAAGCUGACCGUGUGCCAGAGGCUGCGCCAGGUGUGGUGCCCGGCGGCCACCGAGGCCGACGCCCAGGUCUGGACCCAGGCCCCCGCGCCCCCGACCCCCAAUCACUUCGUCCUGUCCAAUGAGGAGGUGUGCUCAUCGCGCAAGCAGCGGAGGGGCAGCGACGAAUGGGCGGACCACAGCAUGCAGCUGCAACCGCACAGCUCAAUGGAGGCGGGACGCAUGGACGCAGCGGAUCACUUUGGCACCAACGUGAUGCGCUUCGACUCCACGGGCAUGUUCCACUGGUGCCCGUCACGGGACAUCGAGCAGGUGCUGCUGACACGUGCCGAGGCGGCCAUGACGGCACUCAGCGGGCACGUGGUGGUGUGCAUCUUCGGCGGCGCCACCUCAGCCCUGGCCGGGCUGCGGAACUUCGUGAUGCCGCUGCGCGCCAGCAACUUCCGUCGGCGUGAGCUCAAGCAUAUCGUGCUGCUCGGCUCGCUCGAGUACCUGCGGCGCGAGUGGGAGUCCCUCAAUCACUUCCCCAAGAUCUCCAUCCUUCCCGGCUCGCCACUGAGCCGGGCCGACCUGCGCGCCGUCAGCGUGAACCUGUGCGACAUGUGCGUCAUCCUGUCGGCCGGGGAGGGCUGCUCGGACGACGCGUCGCUGCAGGACAAAGAGUGCAUCCUCGCGUCCCUCAACAUCAAGAGCAUGCUCUUCCACGACGCCAUAGGGCCCCUGCGCGCAAACUCCCGUGGAUUCAUGCCGCCCGGCCUGGAGACCGACCCCCGGGAUGAGGAGGAGGGGGCUGCCAGGGACCCGGACGAAGGGCCGGCCAACCAGGGUGGCCCCCGGCUCGGCAGGCCCCGGCUCGACUCGCACAUCACGAGCGGCGCGCACGUGCCCAUGGUGACGGAGCUGGUGAACGACUCGAACGUGCAGUUCCUGGACCAGGACGACGAUGACGACCCGGACACCGAGCUCUACCUCACCCAGCCGUUCGCGUGCGGCACCGCCUUCACCGUCAGCGUGCUCGACUCGCUCAUGAGCGCGACAUACUUCAACGACCACACGCUCACGCUGAUCCGCACGCUGGUGACGGGCGGCGCCACGCCGGAGCUGGAGGCGCUGCUGGCGGAGGAGGGCUCCCUGCGCGGCGCCUACAGCACGCCCCGCACGCUCGCCGCUCGCGACACCUGCCACGUGGCGCACCUGCCGCUCAACCAGGGACCCUUCGCAGACCUCGGGGAGGGCGGCAGCUACGGGGAGCUGUUUUGCCGCGCGCUGCGCACGCACGGCAUGCUGUGCUUCGGGGUGUACCGCUACCGCGACGCGCUGCUGCAGAACACGGCGGCGCUCCUGUCACAGAAACGGUACGUGAUCUCAAACCCGCCCUACGAGUUUGAGCUGCUACCCAGCGACCUGGUGUUCUGCCUCGUGCCGUUCGGAAUCCGCGGAGGCCACUCCCCACUCUAACGGAAAAGAAGAGGUCGACCACAGAAGCAAGUGGGGAUAUCAGCGAUGAGAAACAUGAAAAAGACUUACACACACGAGACAGGCCUCUAAGAUACUUUAUUUGAUACUUGAUUAAGCUUGUGCCGUGACUGAUGCACUUUGCAGCCUUAUGUUAAUUUAUUGAGAAUGUGAACUACCGUAUUUAAAUGUUUAAUUUAUCCGGUGUGUGCGUGCGCGUGCGUGCAAUGCGGUUAAACAGCAUUUGAUCUUAUAGAAUGACAACUGUUAAUUGUUCCCACAGCUUAUGAGUGGGAAUAAUGGCAGAUUGUGUGUAACGCUCCUCCAGCAACAUUUGUUAUAUACCCACAGGAACACGACAAUGUUCGUAUACAAGUAGACACACAUCUUCCUACAGCGAGUCAAGCCACGUUCAGUCGCAAGGGCCUCGAGUGACAACCGAAAUGUAUGAACGUCACAUUUUGGUCACUGGUCGACUCGCACGAUCUUCCCUCCUCGGUGGAUAAAAUAGGUACCAGUUUGUUUUCAAGCACUGUCGUAGUAGUGGUAGUAGCGGCACAGGUUUUGUGUGGGGAGAACGUUUCCCGCAGCAGCGAUAAUGAAUUUCCACGGCUGGGCUCAGCGUGCUGCCAGCGGAGAUGAGAGCUGCGUCGAUCCUCGAUUCUCCAUUUGCCCAGCCAGAAUUCACCAGCCCCUAGACCCUCGCCGCACCAUCUCCAUCCACCGCAGCGCAAACUCCACGUCUGAGAUGUUGCUCGUGCCAGGGCAACGGACGCACAAGUGACACGAUAACAACAAGGCGUAUUUCCGAACGUAAUCAUGAUUUUUUUUUUCGUAAAAAGCGUUCCAAGUGGCGUGUGUUGCCGGAAAUUUGCUUUGCAUGCAAGGUGAUGGAUGGACAGAGGGAAGUAUUUGGGUUUUAUAUAUAUGCCAUAUAUAUUGUAUACGAUCAGGAUUGGUAAAAAAACCCAUAUAGGUUGUGCAUAUCCCGAUACCCAGACUGUGUAUCAAGAUAUAUAUAUAUAGACUAUGCCAUUUGACUGCUGUGCAGUGGAAAGUGGUGGAGCUGAUCACAAACAGCCGCGGUUGCAUGCGAUGACACCGAUGUAACGUAUUGCAUAUUACGACCGACGGAAAGGAAAACACGGGACGACACCGCUGACUCGGCGACGAUCCACGCAGCGCGGAUGCCGCUCCAUUGCAGGACGCUCGUGGGGAAAUGACCGGGACAUUACGUUGGGUUCAGCGCCUCGCGAAACUAGUAUUAACGCCCGCUCAUGUCCCCUUACCCGGUGUGCAUUACGCUGCGGGAUUAUUGCUCCCGCCUCUAUUCACGGACAUGGUCUACUCGUGGGAAGUGUGCCGAGAUUAGUUCUUACCCCCCCCGCCCCCAGUGAUUUAAUGAGUUUAAUUACAUUUGAUACAUUAUAAUUGCGCGAUAAAACAACAAUGAUCUUGUUAUAAUGGGUGUAAACAUUUUUAAUAAUGUGUUAUAUAUGUAUGUUGAACUUCUUUUGCACCGUACGUAGCCAACCGUGCUAAUCGGAGUUGCAGGGGAAGGACAAACUAAACGCAAAAAUCAGUUCUAAGAAAAAAAAUCUCGAUUUAAAAGUGCAUAUAGCUCCAGUGGCUUCCUUAUAUCGGAAGGAAGAGCGUUCCAGACGGCCGCAGAAGCGCACCUGAAAGCGCGCGACUAACAUCCUUCUUUUGGUGUGAAUUAUAAUAAAAAAAAAUAAAGGGGCAAAUGAAACAGCUCCGCGAAAUUCCAGCACGAUCAGAUAUCUUUGGAGGGAGGCUGGCGAGACGGGCGCGAGUGAGCCGAGGGAGGGUUGCGAGGGCGUGACCCGGGGUGUUGGCGAUUCGGAAGGGCCGUGUGAGACGGCGACAUCGACGAACCUCGCCCCCCCCGCGUGGCUUUCGCGGCCAGAGGGGCGCGCGUCCAGAACCAAAAAUAAGUCCUUUAAAAAACUUUUUUAAAAACACGCUUUUAUGAAAUGUACUAGUAAUGGCAGAACUCCACGACUCCAUGAAGUGGCCCCGAAGCUUGCCACAACGUAAGGGACCGUGCUGAUUUACAGCCAACGUCAGUUGAGCGUGGACAAUUAGACCCAAGCCGAAACAUAACAUAUAAAAAAUAUUGAUUAAAAUAUAUAUUUAUGUUUAAUGAUAGAAUAUAGUAUUGUCACCAGUAUGCCAUACGUAUACCAAGUUUGCAGUCGAUACGACAUUGGGAAGUGGGUUAAAUUUUAGUUAAAAGAUUUGAGGAUACGACAACAGACAGAGUGAGUUAAAUAAAAGCGUGUAACAAUAAUAAUAAUAAAAACCUCCGCGGUUGGAAGUCGCACUCCAAGCUCGCGCCUCUGGGCCCAGCGAUUGUAAAUAGUUGCAGCGGAUUAGCAGCAGGCGGGGCCGAGAAGCCAAAAAACUAGCCGAAAUUCAUCGUCGUUAUUUCACAAGGCUGUCAACCCACACGGUGUAGCCGUGUUCUUGUACAGGGAAAUUGAGAUUCCAGGUCCAUACGGCGUACAGGCGUUUCAAUGCGGGCAACACAUUUUUUUUGGUCUAUUUGUGUUUCUUCCUUGUAAUGGGACUUUGUAGGAUGAACGUUGAGUUCUAUAAGGGGCACGGGGUGACCAAUACGGUCUGAAUUGGUCCGUAAUAAAGGUAGGCACUGAUAAUGGGUAUGUGUUUAUUGAAUCAAAGGUGACUUUUUUCACAAAUGAUCCUUAAUUCAAGCUCAUUCGCAAAAAAACACAGCUACACCGUCAGUUUUCCGAUGGCACCUCAGAAAAUCUGUAGAGCAGUCUAGGGAGAGUUGCUUGGACAAAGUACAUACAAAUGCUCUGCUUAUAGAUAUAAACAAUACAGUACUUUAAAAUUGUCA